GUUUUGAAGAUUUUGGGCAUCUAACAGUUAAUAGUGACAUGGCAACUGUUGUCAGGGCAAUGGCAGCUCCAGAUUCAGGGUUAGAAAUACGUGACAGAAUGUGGUUGAAAAUUACUAUAUCAAAUGCAUUUAUAGGUUCUGAUUUAGUUGAAUGGCUAUACUCACAUGUGGAAGGUUUCGCAGAUCGUAGAGAAGCUAGAAAAUAUGCUUGUAAUUUGCUGCGGGAGAGAUUUAUUCGCCAUACAGUCAAUAAGAUUACUUUCUCAGAGCAGUGUUAUUAUGUUUUUGGUGACCUCUGUGGAAACAUGACCUCCCUGUCUGUAAAUGACGAUGGCACCGAGGUUGAUCAAGACACAUUGGCACCGUUACCACAAGCCCCAUGGAUGGGUCCUAGUCCACUACCUAUUCCCGGCUAUGGAGGUAACUAUACGCCACAAACCGCAGGUUACAGCCAGAUGCCACCAAGCUUUGAUACCGCCAGUUAUACUAGCUUUGGGAAUGGCAGCGUAGGCAGUGGCAGCCCCGG
Molecule: messenger RNA, 526 nt
Organism: Saccoglossus kowalevskii
Lineage: Eukaryota; Metazoa; Hemichordata; Enteropneusta; Harrimaniidae
Gene: dvl
Product: dishevelled, dsh homolog
Biological process (GO): canonical Wnt signaling pathway; intracellular signal transduction
Cellular component (GO): cytosol
Molecular function (GO): frizzled binding
Source: RefSeq, marked provisional